CAUGGAUGAGCACCCCGGCGGAGGAGGAGGGGUCGGAGCGGGCGCUCCACGACAGCCUCCGCCGCCGCAGCAGCAGCAGCCGGGAAGCAACAGCAGCGCUAAUCCGCCGAUCGGUGGCGGAGGAGGAGGUGGCGGUGGAGGAGUCAUGGUGCCACACCAACCGGACGAGCUGCCUCGGCCGCAGCAGCAGUACACCAUCCCCGGCAUCCUGCACUACAUCCAGCAUGAGUGGGCCCGGUUCGAGAUGGAGCGGGCGCACUGGGAGGUGGAGAGGGCCGAGCUCCAGGCGAGGAUAGCGUUCCUGCAGGGAGAGAGGAAAGGUCAGGAGAACCUGAAGAACGACCUGGUCAGAAGAAUAAAGAUGUUAGAAUACGCUCUGAAGCAGGAGAGAGCAAAAUAUCACAAGUUAAAAUAUGGAACAGAGUUGAACCAAGGAGAGAUGAAGAUGCCAAGCUUUGAAUCAGACACCAAAGACUCAGAGGUCUCUGCUGUUCCCGCCAACAGUCAGCUCACCUGGAAACAAGGAAGACAGCUGCUCAGACAGUACCUGCAGGAAGUCGGAUACACGGACACCAUCCUGGAUGUUCGCACCCAGAGGGUUCGCUCUCUGCUCGGCUUGUCGGGAUCAGAGCAGAACGGAUCCGUGGAGAACAAGAACCUGCAGCACCUGAUCAACGGAACGGAGCGCCGCAAGGACAGCAAGAGGAGUCCAGGUGACGUUCUGGAGACGUUUAACUUCCUAGAAAACGCAGAGGACAGCGAUGAAGACGAGGAUGAGGAGGGAGACCUGAUGGACGACAUCAGCACCGACAAACACCACCGAGCCAAGAAACACAAGACCAAGGUCGGGAACGAGGGCUUGGCGUCGGAGGACGACGCCGACACAGAGGAGGCUCUGAAGGAGUUUGACUUCUUGGUGACGGGCGAGGACGGAGAGGGAGCGGGCGAAGCUCGGAGCUCUGGAGACGGGACGGAGUGGGCUGAGCCUCUGCCAUUUCCUACCGGCGGGGGGAAGUCCUUCCUGUUGGGGGGGUCGGACGACGUGCUGGAGAGCGUGCUGGGUUUGGGUGACCUCGCUGACCUCACCGUCACAAACGAUGACACAGAUUACAGCUACGACCUGCCAUCCAAUAAGGAGUCUUCAUUCAGGAAGACGUGGAACCCGAAGUACACACUGCGGAGCCACUUCGACGGCGUUCGAGCGCUGGCCUUCCACCCUGUCGAGCCCUGCCUGGUCACCGUGUCCGAGGACCACACCCUCAAACUGUGGAACCUCACCAAGACCGUCCCCGCCAAAAAAAGUGCCUCUUUUGAUGUGGAACCCAUCUACACAUUCAGAGCCCAUGUUGGUCCAGUGUUGUCGUUGGCGAUGACCUCCAGUGGCGAACAGUGUUUCAGCGGAGGCAUCGACUCAACCAUCCAGUGGUGGAACAUCCCCAGCUCAAAUGUCGACCCCUACGACACCUACGAUCCCAGCGUCCUAGCGGGCUCGUGGCUGGGGCACACAGACGCCGUGUGGGGAUUGGCUUACAGCGGCAUCAAGAACCGCCUCCUGUCCUGCUCGGCAGACGGAACGGUGAAGCUGUGGAACCCGACAGAGAAGAACCCCUGCAUCGGCACUUUCAACACAAACAAGGAGCACGGGAUUCCCACAUCUGUGGACUUCAACGGUUGUGACCCCGCCCACAUGGUGGCGUCCUUUAACAGUGGAGACGUGGUGGUGUACGACCUGGAGACCUCCCAGCAUGCACUGGUGCUGAAGGGCCAGGGAGAUGGCACUCUCCCCGGGUCCAAUCAUAUCAACAAGGUGGUGAGUCAUCCCACGCUGCCGGUCACCAUCACCGCUCACGAAGACCGACACAUCAAGUUCUACGAUAACAAGUCAGGUAAAGUGAUCCACGCCAUGGUGGCUCACCUGGACGCAGUGACCAGUCUGGCCGUGGAUCCCAACGGGAUCUACCUGAUGUCUGGCAGUCACGACUGCUCUCUGCGUCUGUGGAACCUCGACAGUAAAACGUGCGUUCAGGAGAUCACCGCUCACCGUAAGAAGAGCGAGGAGGCCAUCUACGACGUGGCCUUCCACCCCUCCAAGGCGUACAUCGCCUCCGCCGGAGCCGACGCCCUCGCCAGGGUCUACGUCUAGACUAGGAGGAGGAGGAGGAAGAAGAAGAGGGGGAGGAGGAAUCAGAUGACUGCGGGGCGAGAG
This is a messenger RNA of Seriola dumerili (greater amberjack), 2206 nucleotides long. It is a transcript of the gene strn3, whose product is annotated as striatin 3. The coding region runs from base 2 to 2143 and encodes 713 amino acids. Lineage: Eukaryota; Metazoa; Chordata; Actinopteri; Carangiformes; Carangidae. The transcript has 16 exons. Gene Ontology annotation, molecular function: armadillo repeat domain binding; calmodulin binding; protein phosphatase 2A binding. The record is from RefSeq and is a predicted model, not a curated record. Gene Ontology annotation, cellular component: dendrite.